UGUUGAUUUUAGUUUGGGUUCAAAUCUCGAAAAGUUCGUAGUAUUAUUAUACGGUGAAGAAAAAGCUUUGGAAAGCGUAUAAUAAUUAUUAAUCGAGAUAUAAAUUGAUCUAUAACCAUUGAAAGAAGAAGCGUGGUAAUUAAAAAUAAACAAGUUUUCGGAGAUAGUGUGAAAGUAUUACUUUUUCAAAAGUAUAACAAGUGUUUUGUCAAAAAUUUUGGACAUUCAGUAAAAAUCAGUGUUUAGUUAAAAUAUAUAAAGACAUUGAAAGUUUAUAGUUGAUAAUUCAACUUUUUUCAGAAGUUAAUUGAAAGUACUAAUCAAAAAAAGUUAUAAAAAUGUCCGCUUCACCAAUGGCUAGACAAGCAUACUCACAUGCUACUGCCAUCCCAACUAGGAAGAUCCUUGUAACCGACGCAUCACAAAUGCCUGAUGUGUACUCUCAAACACCCGGCGGUACCCUCUACUCAACCACUCCUGGAGGUACUCGUCUUAUCUACGAACGCUCCUUCAUGAUGAAUUUGAAAAGUUCACCACUCAGUCAAACCCCACCGAAGAAUGUGCCAACCUGUCUAUUGCGGGGUCAACCUAAUACGCCAUUCCCGAAAAAACCAUCGCCUGUGUCAAGAUCACCACCAAAAAUGGAUGAUCAAGAACAAUUCAUUAUGGACUUAUAAAUUACCCAAUAUCAUUCGUUCAAUUUUCACACCCCAUGGGUUGUGGAUAAUUUAAGAGAAAAUCGCUGAGACGCUUAAGCAACGACCUUAGUGGCUAUACUUAUGUUUAACGUGUUUCAACACAAUUUUUAUUUUUGUAUAAUUUAAUAAUUGUUUUUAUAAAGUAAGGACAACAAUCAGUGAAGUGAAAAACAGUAAAAAAUGAUAGAGACACAAUUUCACAUCUUAAGUUAAUUCAUCAAAACAAAACUAAGAAAAUUUAAAAUUAUAAUUAUUAUUUAUCUAUUGAAGGAUAUUCAACACUAAAACUGAAAUUUCCAACAUAUCAAUAUUUAUACGACGAAAUUUAUACUGUUUUUUACUUUUACAAUAUUAUUUUAGUCAUAUUGACUUUAAUUUCUUUUUUAUUAUUUUGAUAAAAUCGCCUUGCGGAAAGGCUAAUUUAUAAAUAACUGAAAAAAUCCAAAAUAUCAUUUGCACUUCAAAGUUAGUUGUUACUUUAGGCAGUCGCACGAGGGAAAAAUAAGAGUCAAGUCGAGAAAAAUAACUUAAAUAUGCAAUUCAAAUGAUUUUGUUAAAUAUUCCGUAUGGUAUCCUAAAUAUUUGAAAAUUAAUUUUAAAGAUUGUCCACCAAAAAUUUAAAACAAAAAAAACACAAUGGAACUUUUAUGCAUACCUUUACAUUUUCUGCGGUGGAUUAUAACAUUUGUGAUAUUAAAUAAUUUAAAAUAAAAUACUAGGUUUUUUAUCUGUAAA
This is a messenger RNA of Hermetia illucens (black soldier fly), 1433 nucleotides long. It is a transcript of the gene Thor, whose product is annotated as eukaryotic translation initiation factor 4E-binding protein 2. The record is from RefSeq and is a predicted model, not a curated record. Gene Ontology annotation, molecular function: eukaryotic initiation factor 4E binding. NCBI's taxonomy places the organism in Eukaryota, Metazoa, Arthropoda, Insecta, Diptera, Stratiomyidae. Bases 339 to 677 code for a protein of 112 amino acids. The transcript has 2 exons. Gene Ontology annotation, biological process: negative regulation of translational initiation. Gene Ontology annotation, cellular component: cytoplasm.